UUGCUGCCUGCGCCGGUACCACAAAUCCUGUGUUCAGCCAUCCACCCUGGAGACUUAUGUUUGGGCGGCUUGCCUGGAUUGAGGACCUACUCUAAUGUUCCAAAAAAUAUUGUUCUUUACCUAUAAAACAAAAUAAAAAUUUUGUAAUAUGCUAUCUAAAAUCACUUUGGUGGAAGAGACUCAUUAUUAUUAGUAAUAUAAUUAUUUAUUCAUUUUCUAAUGCUCGCUUUUUUCAUCUGAGGAAAGAAAAAGCAAUUUAGCGUAAACAAAGUCCAAGCACUUUUGCUGGAUAGCCCACAUAGGAACAAAUUCAUUUUCCCAUGAAGGGCAUUUCUAGGGGCCAAGCGUACAAUGUCAUGUGUUAAUAUCGUGCAUUUCAUACCGCAGCACUUUUCCAAAGCCAUUUAGCUGGAUCCACCUGAACAAUUGACUGAGGGAUUGACUACAGAAAGUCUGGUUACUGUGUCAGCCAAGGACAUACUAUGUGGUUUAAAGCCAUUUGUUUUAGCACUAUUUUCAUACUCCACAACUGUAACGGCGGUAUUCCACAUCAAGCCUCCAACAAGGGCAGCAAAGGCAGGAUUUAUGGACCACAGCUACUACCACUACUGGAGGAGGCUUCAGUACAAGCUGCGGGUACAGUAUAUUCUCGAGCAGUCAACUGGCAGGACCAGCCAAAAUCCCCUGGCAUCUCACAUCCAGCGUGCCAUUGCCAAGGAGAAUGCGUGGACUUCCAACAUGCCCUCCGUGGACAGUGUUCUGCUGGCGUGGGUGCCCUGCCAUGAGUCAUUGGCUGCAGAGAAUGAUCCUGUGAUCAUUGCCUCCGUGGUCCAGCAGAAUUCAAAAGGGCUGGCCAUUAAGAGCUUUGAGUGGAAAGGUAAAGGGGUCACUGCCACCAUGGAGUUCAAGAGGAACCAGGUAGUGUGUGACUACCACGGUGAAGUGGUCUCCAAGCAGGAAGGGGAGCGGAGGCUGGAGACCCUCACCGGGGAGCCGUCAUACCUGUUUUUCUUUAAUGGCAAGACUUAUGGGAGGAGGAUGAACCAUUCCCGCAACAAAAACAAUGUGCGGCCUCAGAGAGUUUCUUUAAAAUUUCUGGAUGGUCCCAGGGAAUGCGUUCUCUUCUUCGCUCUGUGGGACAUUGCCGUCAGUGAGGAGCUCCUGUGGGAUUACGGGGUUCGCAGAUCAUCAUUCCAAGGAGAAGGGUGGGAUCUUUCUUGGCUUGAUGACUGACUUGGCGCAGAGCUGGCAUCAUGUAGCCCUUCUUUUCAACAUCUCCUUGUCACACAAAUACAUUUCCCCAAUGCAUGAAUGUAAAUACUGUAUCAAAAAUAAAACAAAGAAAGAGUGUUGCAUUGCAUACUGUAAAUACGAAAUAAAGUGGGUCAUUCGCUUUCAAUGCAUCUCAGCAUGUGUGCUUCCUUACUUUACUGUUAAGUAAUCAACUUCCAUUUAAUAAUGUGUAAAAAUAAUAUGAAAACUUUUAUAGAGCACUGAAUACCAUUAUUUCACUGCAGUUUUGGCCAAAGACUGCAUUUUGGCAAAAUCAUUAAUCAAUUAUAAUAAGAUUUUUAAUUGGCUUCCAGAGUAUUUUUGGCAAAGCCCAAUACUUUCUGCAGACUUACCCUAUAGUCAGGGUCUCAUGUUGUCCACCAGAGGGCAGCAAAGACUUAGUCAUGUGACACAUGAGCGCUCGUCUCUGACCUUAUGUUAAAGGCGCUCUAAGCGAUUUGACGCGUUUUUAGGCCCAAUUUUUUUUUUGUCACGUACAGCAAAC
Molecule: messenger RNA, 1777 nt
Organism: Megalobrama amblycephala (Wuchang bream)
Lineage: Eukaryota; Metazoa; Chordata; Actinopteri; Cypriniformes; Xenocyprididae
Product: N-lysine methyltransferase KMT5A-A-like
Exons: 3
Coding region: 586-1233 (215 amino acids)
Molecular function (GO): protein binding
Source: RefSeq, a predicted model, not a curated record